AUGGAUAUCUCAUUCUUACCCACAAACUUCCCUUCGAGUCGGAUUCCUACCGACCAGGGAAUUCAGCAUCCAUAUAUCCUAAAACGAUCAGAAACAUCUUCUCCCGUCAGCUAUGGCGUUCCUCAAUCUCCCCCUCGACACCACAAUCCUGGUCUCUCCAACAAUACUAUCUGGAGGUUUCACUCUGGCCUAGAGAAUAAUGGGUCGGCGAUGGGUUCCAGUCUGCCUCAUUACCCCAGAUACAACUCUUAUGGAGCCACCCAGGGCUAUGUGCUCACUCCAUCCAUCUCCCCCGAGGACUCAUCUCUCGCUGAGGAACCUGCUCCCCUUUACAAUCCAGUGCCUGGCAUGUCUCCUCUGUUAACACCCGGCUCUACCUCGAUCAAGACAGAGUCUGUAUCACGGAGGUUGCCACUGGAUUGGACACCGCGAGCAGAGCCUUCUGAGAGAUCGAGUGCUUUCAAACCCGACGUUUACCAUGACUCCAAGGGUGUUGGGUCUCACUAUCAACCCCCCAAACAAUCCUCUGAACCCCAAACAAACCCGAUAUUCACUACCUCGGACCCGACGCCACCAUCGCCAGCGUACUCGAAUCCCUCCUAUCGGUCUUCGCCGUUUGGAAAGAGCCCGCUAGCUGCUAAAACAACCACUCUUGACGACCCACGAACCAGUCCGGGGAGCACAGAGGGGGAUAGCGUCACAGAACCCUACUCUACGCUUAUCUACAAGGCUCUGAUCAAUGCGCCUGAUCGGAGACUGCCCCUCCAGAAGAUUUACAGCUGGUUUGAGGAGAAUACUGCAAAGGGGCAAGACCCGUCCAAGGGCUGGCAGAACAGCAUCCGUCACAAUCUGUCUAUGAACGCGGGAUUUGAAGCAGUCAAGGAAGAAUCCACCGCAGGCAAAAAAACCACCAACUACUGGCGACUCACGGACGAAGCAGUCAGGCUCGGCAUCCAGUCGACGACUCGGUAUAGAAAACACGCGAAUUACAGAAAAGCCAUGGUAUCGGAACCACCGGCGACUCAACGACAGCGGUCUGGAGCCAAGGGAGGGAAGGCGACGAAAAUAGGAGCCAAAUCACGAGGGCCUCCAACGGUGGCAGCGACAGAAGCAGGGCCGGCAGGAAGCCAGUACUACGAACUAUGCCGUCAGCCAACAGGAUUACACCAUCCAUUACAAGCCGUUUAUUUCCACCCGCCCUCGACAACCCGGGCAAUGUCACAGGCAUACUAUGGCCCUCCUGCAACUCCCAUGAGGCGGCCAGCAUUUAAUUGUGGGCAUGUCAGUGGUUGCAGCGACCCCCCUGCGGGCACUCCGGUCUUUAGUGAUGGUUGGCCAGGAUUGGGGCCCGAGUAUCUUAGUCCAGAUACUGCUAGCAGUGGUGGAUGGGAAGGGAACGCUCCGCUUCCAAAUAGCUCUUUGACAGGUCCCGAAUUCUCGACAGAUUCUCAGCUGGGAGGAUGGCCGUAUGGGAGGACUGAUGGGUUGCCUGCAUGA
Aspergillus wentii DTO 134E9 is the source of this 1497-nucleotide messenger RNA. RefSeq lists its product as uncharacterized. NCBI's taxonomy places the organism in Eukaryota, Fungi, Ascomycota, Eurotiomycetes, Eurotiales, Aspergillaceae. The transcript is spliced from 2 exons. Gene Ontology annotation, biological process: regulation of transcription by RNA polymerase II. The record is from RefSeq and is a predicted model, not a curated record. Gene Ontology annotation, molecular function: DNA-binding transcription factor activity, RNA polymerase II-specific; RNA polymerase II cis-regulatory region sequence-specific DNA binding. The coding region runs from base 1 to 1497 and encodes 498 amino acids.